AUGCCAGGUUCGCGACGAGGUUUAGUAGCACCACAAAAUACAUUUCUUGAAUCAAUUAUUCGAAAAUGCAGUGGAGCGCACAAUGCAUUCAUAUUAUCCAACGCGCAAAUUGUUGAUUAUCCUAUUGUUUAUUCCAAUGAUGGUUUUACAAAAUUGUCAGGAUAUUUACGAACCGACUUGAUGCAAAAAAGUUCAAAUUGUAGCUUUAUGUAUGGUGAACUAACUGGUUUAGAUAUGCAAGCAAAAAUACGAGAAGCACUGGAAGGGUGUCAUAUCGAGCAAAUAGAAGUACUUUUAUACAAGAAAAAUAAAUCUCCGAUAUGGGUUUUCAUGCAGAUAGCUCCAAUUAUAAAUGAACGAGAAGCAGUGUGUUUAUAUUUAUGCACCUUCACCGAUAUAACCGCCUUGAAACAACCAAUCGAAACCGAAGAUACAAAAGGUGGUCUAAGCAAAUUUGCAAGAAUUGCAAAAUCUGUAACACGAAAUCGAUCGAUAUUAAUGAACUUUGCUGCACCAAAUACAAAAUCUAUUCAUAUUGAUCCAUCUAAACCGUCAACACUACCAAAUCUAUUGAAUCUCGGUGCAGAAGUGUUACCUAAAUACCGACAAGAAGCACCAAACACACCUCCACAUAUCAUUCUUCAUUAUUGCACAUUUAAAACUGUCUGGGAUUGGAUUAUCCUCCUAUUAACGUUUUAUACAUCUGUACUGGUGCCAUAUCACGCUGCUUUCAAAAGCAAAUCUCUCGAUGAUGUACCACUAUUAGUUGUCGAUAGUAUUGUAGAUGUUAUUUUUUUUAUCGAUAUUAUAUUAAAUUUUCAUACAACAUAUGUACAUGCAAAUCCAAAACGUAUUCGGCGAACAUAUCUCAAAAGUUGGUUUGUUAUUGAUUUAUUAGCAUGCUUACCGUACGAUGUGUUUAAUGCAUUUCAAGAAGCUGAAGAAGUGCUACGAUUAUUACGUCUGGGACGUGUAUUUAGAAAAUUAGACAAUUAUCUUGAAUAUGGUGCGGCAGUGCUACUUCUUCUUAUUUGUGUUUUUGUUCUUGUUGCUCACUGGUUUGCGUGUGUUUGGUAUACAAUCGGAUUUCGCGAAGGUCGCGGUGGUCCAGGAAAAAGAAUGGAAUAUAGUUGGCUCGUCAAAAUGGAUAGAGAACUUCAAUAUCAUUGCAUUGAUCCACACGGAAAUUUAACAUCGUACGAAUCAAAUGGUACUUGUCGUAAAGCCGCCUAUGUAACAGCAUUAUACUACACAAUGAGUUCGUUGACAAGUAUUGGUUUCGGUAAUGUGGCAGCAAAUUCGGAUGCCGAAAAAAUAUUUACAUGCGUAAUGAUGUUGAUCGGUUCAUUACUAUAUGCAACAAUUUUUGGUAACGUUACAACCAUAUUUACACAAAUGUAUUCUGCAACAGCCAGAUACCACGAAAUGUUGAGUAGUAUUCGUGAAUUUAUGAGAUUGCAUGGCAUGCCAAAUCAACUGAAUGAACGUAUUAUGGAUUAUGUUGUUUCCACAUGGGCCAUGACAAAAGGCAUUGAUGCCACUAAAGUUUUGAAUUAUUGUCCAAAAGAUAUGCGUGCUGAUAUUUGCGUGCAUAUGAAUCGCAAUGUUUUUAACGAGCAUCCAGCAUUUCGUCUGGCUAGUGAUGGUUGCUUACGGGCAUUAGCUGUUCAUUUUCACAUUAAUCAUAGUGCUCCGGGUGACAUGUUGUAUCAUAGCGGUGAAAGCCUUGACAUGUUGGGUUUUAUUGUAUCCGGUUCAUUAGAAGUAAUACAAGAUGAUGAAGUUCUUGCAAUUUUAAGUACAGGAGAUGUAUUUGGGGAUGAUUUUUGGAGUAAAAAUCGUGAUAGUAUUGGACAAUCAGCAGCAAAUGUUCGCGCUCUCACUUAUUGUAAUUUACAUCAAAUAAAACGGGAACGUUUAUUAGAAGUAUUAGACUUUUAUCAUCCAUUUAGCAUCUCAUUUGCUCGAAAUAUGGUACUUACAUAUAAUUUACGUCAUAGAGUUGUAUUUCGUAAAAUUGCCGAUGUUAAACGCGAACGUGAAUUAGCUGAAACACGAAAAAACGAACCGUUCGAUCAAAUCGGUUCUGAUCAUCCUGUUCGAAAACUGAUAUCUAAAUUUCGAAAAAUUUCACAAGAAAAUCGUGUACCUAAUAUCACAACAACGAACGAUGUUGAAACAGGCAUGUUUCCACAUACAACAAAUAAUCAAAAAUCUUUGACUACUCCAUCUGACCAAACAGUGGCUGCGGGAUCAAAAGCAACAAAUAAAUUAGAAACGAUUUCGGAAAAAAUAGAGGCCCAAGAAGUACAAAAUUCGGUGGCUGCUGCUACAGGUGAACAAAAUUCUUCUUCUCUCCUACCACCGCCACCACAGCAAAAAACAAGCAAAUGGAAAUGGUUAAAGAACAGUGAAACAGAAAACGAGAAUCCAAGUGAUAGUACAAUAAUGAGAACUAAUGGUGCUAAUAAUAACAAUUUAAAUUUGACGUCAACAGACGGCAAUCAGAAAGCAACAGUCACUUUUACACAAAAAAUAAACUCAACAAAUCCAUUCGAUAAUAUUAGAGAGGAUGAAUUAUCGUCUAAAAGCGCUAAUAGACCGUCCAUUCCGUUAAGUUUGUUUAUACCACGAACGGCAAAAGAAAAACUAGAUUCAACAGAACCUGUAGCAACUGUUCAAAAUGACACAUCAUUGGAGACGCUUAAACCUGUAGUUGAUUCACAUGAUGAAACUCAUGUAGAGUAUCGUCAAUCUGUUGGUGGCUUAAUUGAUAAUCGAAUCUUGUCGUAUCUGUUCGAGAUUAAAAGUGAUUUAAAAACUGAAGUACAAACAUUAAGUAAACGUAUGAGUCAUAUCGACGAACAAAUAAAUCAAAUAUUCAAUUAUUUAAUGCCAACAAACAAUUUAAAUACGUCAACAGUACUGCAUUCAUCACCGGCAACAACCGUGAAGACUAACACAGUGUCUAUUUCACCAUUAUUCGAAUCGGCAUCAUCAUUUUAUUCCGAUAUAAAUGCGAAAGCUGUAUUGGAUACUUCUGUUAACAGUGAAACAGUCAGCGGUGGUGAUAGUGCUGAAAAAUCGAGAUUAUCGCCUCGUAAUAGUGAACAAAUGUCUUCAAUACCUAUACAUCAGCUAUCCAUUCAUGAUUUUACUGGAAUAAGUAUUCCGACGUAUAGUCGGGCGAGUUCCGGUGGUAGUUAUGCGUCUGUCCCAUCUCAAAGAAGUUCUAUAUCUAAUAAAAUAGCACCAGCCCCGUUCGACGUUAAAUCUUCCACAGAAAAACAACCAUUGAGUACAACAUUUCGACCAAUAGCCAAUGUUCGUAAUAAUCCUGGUCGUUCACCAAUCCCAAAAACACGAUCACAUCAUCAUUCAAAAACAAAAUCAAAACAACAAUCAUCUGCGAUAAUUAAUACAAUGGACAUGAAAAGUUCAACUAUUAUCGAUUUUGAAAAUCGAGAUGAACAAUCAAUAUUGACAUCUAGCUAUAAUUCAGAUGGUUUAACAAGUAAAACGACACCAUUGCUGACUACGCUUAAUACAUCACUAGGCGGACAAUAUAAUCGAAAAGAAAAACAAAACUUAUUUCGUCGUUUUAUUGAUCAGCGAACAGGGAAAAAUUAUCAAGAUGAUGAUAAUGAUGAUUUUCGACGAUCAGAUACAGAUGAUUCUAAACCGUUGACCAAAGAUCAAGAUAUUAAUGAUCUUACAAUUCUAUAG
Messenger RNA from Didymodactylos carnosus, 3726 nucleotides. The record is from the annotation of a GenBank genome assembly. NCBI's taxonomy places the organism in Eukaryota, Metazoa, Rotifera, Eurotatoria, Philodinida, Philodinidae.